Scylla paramamosain (green mud crab) is the source of this 2797-nucleotide messenger RNA. RefSeq lists its product as uncharacterized. The record is from RefSeq and is a predicted model, not a curated record. Gene Ontology annotation, molecular function: chitin binding. The coding region runs from base 145 to 939 and encodes 264 amino acids. The transcript is spliced from 7 exons. NCBI's taxonomy places the organism in Eukaryota, Metazoa, Arthropoda, Malacostraca, Decapoda, Portunidae.
GACGGCAAGCAGUAGUGAGCCGGGUGCUGCGGGAGGUACUUGCCUCAAACCGUCGCUAGCAUGGCGCAGUGUAGCCUCUGAUGGAAGGUACAGAACACAAGCUGUGACCUUACAACCCAACAAAUACUGAAGGCUGCAACAGUUAUGACUCCUUUGUGGCAAGUUGUGAUGAUAGUGUGCAUGAUGACCAAAGGACACAGUAUGCCGAUGGAAGAUACUGCAAAGUCUGCCAAAGACAGCUUGCUGACUGCAGAGCAUAACAAUACCAUGCUCAUCAAGGCACAAGAUGACAGCUCUACACAUUCUAAUCCUCCACAAGAACAUGGACCUUCCAUUACUGAAAUAACACAUCACAGAUUAGCAUCAUCAGUAAAGUAUCCUGACCAUGCUAGUAUGCUUCCCAUUGUCCGCAACAGAGGAGAAAACUGCAAAGGGCCUGGGGUAUUUCCAGAUCCUACAAACUGCCAGUUUUUUACAUUCUGCAUCCAUCAGUUUCAAGGUUCCCAUCCAUUCCUACAAACUUUAAAUACCUGUGAAAAAGGCUUCCACUUCAAUGCAUUGAUAGCCAACUGCAUUAAAGGGGAGUGCUUAGAAGUGGACAUUGGUCCCCCAAGCCACGAUCCACCACCACCAUCUCCAUCUCUAACUGAGAUUCCCAGUUGGUCCAUUAACACCCCAGCAUGGUUUGAGCAGACACCCUGGUGGUUUGAGGUGCCCCCACCCUGGUAUCAAAUCCCACCUUCCUGGCUAAAACCAAAUGAUUUGACUGAACAAAUACAGGUUGAAGCAGGACCAGGUCUUGAAAUUCACAAGCCAGACCAGAUCAUUAAAAAUGUUGGAGUGCCAAACCAGUCCUCGCCUGACGGGAAAGAUGCUCCCUUCUACAACGAUAAUAAAUCACUACGAGUCCAUAUUCCAAUCAGCAUUGUGCAACAGUGACCUGCAAGGUGCAAAGGACCCAGAGUGCCAACAAUGAACUUUCAUAAUGAGCUCACUUUAACAAAUGUGCAACCACUAUUAGUUUCUUAAUAAUAUGAGUACAUUUUUCCAAAAUAUGUCUAUUCAUCUAUCUAUUUAUCUACUUAUCUGCAGGUGCAAGUGUGUGUGUGUGUGUGUGUGUGUGUGUGUGUGUGUGUGUGUGUGUGUGUGUGUGUGUGUGUGUGUGUGUGUGUGUGUGUGUGUGUGUGUGUUACCUAGUUGUAAUUUACAGGGCCUGAGCUAUGCUUGUGUGGUCCCAUCUCCAUAUCUACACUUGUCUAGUUUUUCCUUAAAGUUGUGCACACUUGUUGCCAAUACUACAUCCUCACUGAGUUUACUCGAUAAUUCUAUAUUUCUCAAUGGGAAACUGUUUUUUUUUUGUUUUUUUUUAUGUUAUUCAAGUACCUUCCUUUUCUUAGUCUUCUGGUGGGGCCUUCUGUGUAUCUGGCAUUUUCUACUUCUCUUAGCAAUAGUUUCUCAUUAUCAAUUUCUUCCACUCCAUUCCACAAUUUAUAAAUUAAUAUUAAAUCUGUCCCCUUCUCUUCUUUGUUCCUAUGUUGGCAGAUUCAUUUCCUUUAACCUGUCUUCAUAUAUUAAUUCCUCCAGUUCUGGAAGCAUCUUCAUUGCCAUCCUUUGUAUUCUUUCUAGUUUUUUGCAUGUUUUUUCUUGUGGGGAGACCACACUGGUUCAGCACAUUCUAGCUUUGGUCUAAUCAUCAUGGUAAUUACCUUUCUCAUCGUUCUUUAUUCGUGUAGUAGAAUGCUGUUCCAAUAUUUCUCACCAUUCUAUAUGUAUCUCUGAAUAUCUUUUCUACACUCUUCUCUGACUGUUGACUAUCCUGUAUUAUCACUCCCAGAUCUUGCUCGUCUUGUACUCUUAUUAUUUCUUCAUUUUCCAUUUUAUAUGUCCAUUUUGGUCUCUUUUCACUUUUUGCCAUUUCUAUUACAUAACAUUUUUUCACAUUAGAUUCCAUCUCCCAUUUCUUACUUCAGUCCCAGAUCUUAUUCAAAUCUUUUUGUUGAAUUUCAGUCUUUGUUGUUUCUCAUGUCUUUAUAAUUUUGCAUUGUUUGGAAAACAAACUCACGUAACUCUUUAAUCCUUCAGGUAUAUCAUUUAUGUAGAUCAGGAAAAGUGUGUGUGUGUGUGUGUGUGUGUGUGUGUGUGUGUGUGUGUGUGUGUGUGUGUGUGUGUGUGUGUGUGUGUGUGUGUGUGUGUGUGUGUGUGUGUGUGUGUGUGUGUGUGUGUGUGUGUGUGUGUUUGUGCAUGCAUGUGUAUGUGUGCACAAGAUUACUAGCCUUUAUCAAACUUUAAAAUUAUUGGAAUAAAUUAUUUCAUAAAAAAAUGUUUUUAGCUUCUCCCAAAUCACUACUUUCAUCCUGUUCCAUGAGUGAUCACCACACACUUGUACAUGUGAGGAGGCAGUAUUCUCUGAAUAACAUCACACAUGAUUAUGUAGAAUUCUAUAUAAUUUCUAGCAAGAUCACUAUUGCAAAUGUGUGUGUGAAUGUACACAUACAAACACAUGCACACACACACAGCCAUCACCUUGCAUUAUACAAGUAUCUAUACAUCUUGACCCACCCACUCACAUUGUCUGUUAUUCUGAAUCCAUGCUUAACAAACCCAUAAUUGGUUAAAAAUUAAUGGAAGAGCAUAUCAAAUUUUCUGUUACAAAGUUCAAGGAUCAAACUCCAAAACUCAUCUUUUAAAAGUACAAUGUUAUAACCUCUUGGCUAAAGUUGACAUUAACCCCGACCACUUACCUACUCAGGAUCAUACACACAUCAUCCAUGGGAUAGCAAUAAAGCAAUAAACAACA